Molecule: messenger RNA, 1658 nt
Organism: Adineta steineri
Lineage: Eukaryota; Metazoa; Rotifera; Eurotatoria; Adinetida; Adinetidae
Source: the annotation of a GenBank genome assembly
AUGACGACGGAUGGAAAUUCUCCAUCAUACCAGAAACAACUAUCUAAUAGCGGUAGAAAUGAUAACUCUACACCAGCGAAUACAGUUCCACCGGGCCUACCAUCAUACUAUAAUCCAGACGGUGGACCUCCAACUCAACAAACUACUUCACCAGGAGCUGCCAACAACACUGACAUUGAUCAUGGAACAGAAUCUAUGCAUCUAGUAGGCACACAAAUUAAUAUCAAUAAACAAAAAUGUAUAGUCAAAGGAAGAGUCAAUUGUGGUACUGAGGAACUAUAUGCAGUGGAGAGUGAUAAGUCACUCUCUGGAUAUGAUGGACGAUGUCCAAAAUGUCGCACAAAUCAUGUACACUUCGAUGAUCCAAAUAGAGGCUUUUAUAUGUCGGUGAAAAAUGCACAUGAUGUAGUUACAAAACAAAAACUAGAUAAUGAACGUUUAAAAGGUCGAAAAGAUAUUCCACAACUAACAAAUAUAGUAGAGAAUCUACCACCACUUGAUCAACCCAUACUUGGCAAAAAUAAAGGUAUCGAAGGUGAUUCAAACUCAUGUUAUAUGGAUGCAACUAUCUUUUGUAUGUUUGCAUAUAAUAAUGUGUUUGAUAAACUACUUCAUAUGGAAGUCAAAACAGAACCACUAAAAAUAUUACAAAAAGUACUACGUGAAACUAUUGUUCAUGUACUUCGCGACCAAAGAAAUGGCUUUGUUCAACGUGAUGCUCUUUUUCAUCUACGACUUCAACUUAGUGAAGCAACACAUGAUCCAUCAUUCAAAGAAAUGGAAAAAGAUCCAAGUGAAUUUCUUCGAGCAUUUGAAACACUUUUUCAAUAUGCACCACUCAAAACGAUUUCACCUGAUCAACCACCAAAACCAGAUGAAUCAAACAUUACGACAAAUAUUAUUUGGGAAAUGUUUGAUGCUAACCCACAUCGAUUACCUUCAACAAAUAUUGCUAGUAUAUUUCGAAAUUCACUUUCAGAAAUACCAGCUAAACUAGCAACAAUUCCACCUUUUCUUGUUUUGGUUGCUCCUCGUUAUGCACUUGCUCAACGUUCUUAUCGUUAUAUUAUACCUGAUCGUGAAAUUACACUUGAUAAUUCUAUUGUUCAACUUGUUUGUCUCAAAUGUCAAAAAACAAAUCACGAUCCUGAAACAUCAAAGGACUUUUAUUUUUGUAAUGAAUGCUAUAAAAAAGAAUCACCAUCAUUAUCUACAGUAACAAAUGAUGCUACGAUUACAUGUUAUUGUACAAGUUGCUCAGCUGAUUUGCAUAAACAUUUAGCUGGAUCAAAUCAUACUCAUCACACAAAACGAGUUUCAAUGGAUAAAAUUAAACUUAAUCUUUUUGCUGUAUUAUGUAUUGAAACAAGUCAUUAUGUUGCUUUUGUCAAAUGUCAAAAACGAAAUCCAUUACAACAUGAAUGGCUAUUUUUUGAUAGUAUGAGUGAUCGAAUGUAUGAUGAACAGAAUGUACCUCUUGUCGAUCGUGUACCAGAUUUUGAUCAAUGGAUUAACGAUGCUGAAAAAGGCAAAGAUGAGUUUUUUAACUGGUUGGACGAUCGUCGAGGAAAAAGACAACCUACAUCACAAACAUUUAGUGAAAACAGUAUGCGACAACUACGUUUAUUUCGUGAUGGUGCUUUUUUCUUUUAUGAAAA